UCAAAAAUAUCUUCUGAACAGGUUGUGUCUUCUAAUUUAUUGUCACCACCACAAAGAACUUAUUCUGUGACAAAAGAAUCUCAAACUCUAUUACAAACUAGUUUUCUAACAGUCCCUGUGAUGGAUGCAACCGACAUGAAGCAGACAUCUACAAAUGUGUUGCCUAGUGCCUCUAGUUUGGCUUUUAUAAGUAGACAGGAACCGACAUUACGUGUAGAAGAGAGUGUAUUUUCAGACUCUUUAUCUGUGAUACAAAAUCCGUUGUACUCUUCCUAUGCAACACAGCCUGUUAUUAAUGAUUCUCAAUCAUCACAUGUUUCUGAGGCAACUGAAUCAGACACUUUGGUGAUGCCUUCUUCGGAACAUGUGAUACUGGUUGUCAGUGAGGACCGUUUUACAUCCACUUCUUUGAAAUCAAAGCCUGCAAGUGAUCAAAUAGAUGCCUUGUUGAGUAGCAGUAAUUUAGAAUAUAGCAUAUCAAAACAACUUUCAUCCCUUGUGCCUACUUCUGUGAUCUCCACUGUGCCUUUCAUCUCACAUGUUUAUUCUGAGACCAGCUCAAUUUCUACAUUGUCUUCUAUGUCACUUACUAACACAAGGAGUUUACAUUCCAAGAAUAUCGAUUUACAAAAGUCUUUUCUGUUAUCAAUGUCUAGUGUAGAUAUGGAAUCUAGCUUUACUGUGGUCUAUUCAGGUUAUGUAGAAAAUACCCAGAGUUCGAUAUCACCAAUUACUGAAAGGACGAGUGCAAUAGAUCUGAGUCGGUCAACUAUGCAGCCAACAUUUUUUAACAGCUCGUCAGUUCUUAGUGAUAUUGAACCAUCUGUCACAAGUUCUAGUGAUGUGCUACCUUUUGUAACUAUGUCUGAUAACUCAAAUGCCUUUCACAUUAGUACUAGCAUAGACAGUGUUACAUAUUCAUCAACUGUGCAAUCAAUUCCAGUAUCAACAGGAACAUUGUUAAUGGAAACUAUGCUAACUAAAUCUUUGGAGUCAUUUAAUACUGAUGUGAGUCAACAAAGCUCUUCAAGUGACAUGGAUUUCACAGGUUCAUUGAAGGAGUCUCUUGCCAGUAUUCAGUCAGCUGGAGGAACUGGAGUGCAGAGCUCCCAGGAAGUGUCACAACCACUAAGAUCAGUUAGUGGACAUGUUUCUCUUUCACCUAUAAUUACAGCAACAACAUUAUUUGAAACUUUAUCAUCACCAUCCACUGCAGAAAUUGAUUCAAGAAGUUAUGUAACGGAAACAGCAACCCCAGUGGUACCAGAUGUGUUUAGCUCUGUAACAGAAACACCUACCUUGUCAUCAUUUAUGGAUACAGCUGCAUCAGAAAUAUAUACAACCAUUACAGGAAGUGCAAAGACAUCAAUCCAACUAACUUUAAAUAUCACGGUAACUGCAGUAACAUCUUCAAGCCUGAUAGUAAAGUCUGAAAUUGAAACAUCUUUUGCAGAAAUAGCGAUACUUUCUACAACACCUUCAGAUAGAUAUUCUUCUUUAAUAGCAUCAACACCCUUGGAUAGCUACUCUGAAUCCAUAAUAAGUCAUGAAACAAUAUCAGAUGUGAGAUCAUCUAUAUUGCCAUCAUUGCUGGAACCUACAGCAACUUACAAGACCAUGUUAACAGCAGUGACAGAGCUAUAUGACACAGUUUCAUCUGUGACUAGUGUCCUUGACUCAUCUUCAUCUAUUGAGUCAGACAGAUCACAAACACUGGAGUCUGAAAUUUUAUUAACAUCCUACACUCAAAUGAUGCAACCUUCAAUGUCUGCAUUACCAACAGCAGUGUCUAGUUCUUGGACAGCAUCAGUCUCAGUAACAGAAACACCACUUUUUGGAAUUACAAGUGAUAUUGUAAGCUCAUCAGGAGGUGUUUUGCCAACUGAAAUCCAUUCUGUCAAAACUUCAUCAGUGGUAGUGCCUGAUAGUGGGUUUGCAACAGAAACUGUUACAUUUGAAAGCUUGUCUGCAUCACUGUUACCACGAAAAACAUUAAUAACAAUUUCAGAUUUUAGAACAAGUGUAAUAGAUUCUAGUCAGUCAACCAUGCAGCCAAUACAGUACAGCUCUUCAGUGGUUAGUAAUAUAGAACCAUCAUUCACCAGUGUCGGCGAUGUGUCUCCAGCUAUAACUACAGCUGAGACAUCCAGUGCCUUUCAGAUUAGUGCUAGUGUAGACAGUGGUGUGUAUUCUUCAUCUAUACAAUCGGCUAUAUCAUCAACAGGAAUUUUAUUAACACAAAGUAUGGUAACACAAUCUUUGGAAUCAGAAUUGGAGUCAUUGACGGUCCCAUUACCUUUAAUUGGAAGAUCAUCAUCAUUUUUUAUUUCUGAAACUUCAGGUACUAGCUAUUCUAUAGACAUGACACCUUUUGUGACCUUUCCUACUGGUUCCAAAAUGUACACGUCAUUGGAGGGGACAUCCUCACUUGCAGGUUUAUUAUUUUCAACUGAAGUAGUAGAAUCAGUAAUUGAUGGCACCACAGAAACAGCAGCUUUAUCACCUCCAGUGAUCUCAGUAGCUUCAGACAUGUUUAGUUCUGUGACAGAAACAUCUACCUUAUUGUUUACUGAUUUGACAGCUUCAGAAAUGUAUUCAUCUUUUACAAGAUCUGCCAGUGAAUCAUCCAUGAUGGUACCAGAGCCACCAGAACUACACACAACUGCAGCAGUGACAUCAUCAGACUUGAUAGUAGCUUCUGAAAUAAAAACAUGGAGGUUGUCUACCACUUUAGUUGAAACAGUUUCAGAAAGUUAUUUUACUUCAACAGGAUCUAUGUCUUUGAUGGUGGGAGCUACAAACAUCUCCAGCUUGUCUGAGUUUAUGAUCACAACUACUUAUGAAUCUGUAUCAGAUACAGUAUCUAUAUUUCCAUCCAUCUUGGAACCGACACCUAGUUACAGGACAAUAUCAUCACCAAUAAUACAGGUGUCCAAGUCAGUUUCAUCACUUUACUUUGUACUGACGACAGAAAGGUCACAAGCAUUGGAAUCGCACAUCCUAUCUACAGUAGCUGUGCCAACACAAGUCACCUCAACAAUUGAAGAGUCACAGUCUUUGUUAGCUACCAUUGUAGAAUCCUCUGAAUUUCCAAGAACCACAACUUUUGCAGAUGUUUCUGACAUAUCUACUGCAUCUUUGACAUCACUCCUGUUAACAGUGGCUUCAGAGAUUGAUACAUCUUUCACAGGAACAUCUUAUAUUUCAUUAUAUGAAUCUCCUGCAGUAACACCAGUGAUAAGUGGCUCUAAUAUUCUGUCUUCGUUUUUAGUAACUGAGUCACCAGUGUAUGGAAUUACAAGUGAAUUACCAAGCGCUUUAUCAGAAUAUCUGUCCACUACUGACAUGGUUGGAAGUUCAUCAGUAACAGUGUCUGGUGUUAGUUUAAUAACACAAUCUAUUGUAUUAUCUGAUAGUUUUACAACACAGUCUGUUGUGUUGUCUGCUAUUGCAACAAAGUCUGUUAUGAUGUCUGAUGUUAGUCUUACAACAGAAUCCGUUCCAGUGAAUAGUUUUCUAGAAAGCACAUUAACAACAAUCUCAAAGUCUUCACUUUUAACAGCUUCUUAUAGUCUUGCAGAGUUUUCACCUACUACUGCUAGUAGUGUUUGGCAAUCACCCGAUCUGUCUGCAUAUUCGGCCUUGACUUCAAGUGCUGUGGGAUUAACACUUUCAGAUUUCACACAAUUAUCAAGUACAGAAAUAGACAUAGCUAGUUCUUUUGUUCCUGACUUCUAUGUCACCAGCUUACUAACUUAUAACUCAUCAUCUGUUUUUCCAGAAGUAGGUAGUAUAACAAGUACAGUUAGUGAUGUCAUAUCAGUGACAGGUACAUUUGUAAUGUCUAGUCGUUCACUGGAGUCAUCUCCGUUUACUGGAAGUGUAACCAUGUUGCCUAGCCAGUCAAGUGACUCCCUUGUUUUAUUUGAUAGUGUAACGGUGUCACCUAGCCAGAGCAUGGAUUCCUCUUCUUACACUGGAAGUAUAACUCCUAUAUUACCUACACAGUCCAUGGAAUCAUCUUAUACAAGUCUAAGCUCGGUAUUAUCAAUGGACUUGUCCCCCUCUAGUCAAAGUGUCACACCAGUAGUAUCCAGUACAAUGUCAGAAUCAUCAUUUAGUCAAAGUUUAUUAAGUGAAUUGAUGAACUCAUCUCUGUUUAUACAGACUACUCUAAUAGCUAGAAGCACAGUAGAGUCAUCUCCCUUUGUUCAGAGUGUGUCUCUAGAUUUAUCUAGCCAGUCAUUCGAAAUGUCUGUCAUUACUCAAAGUAUAAUUCCAGUUUUAUCUAGCCAGUCAUUCGAAUCAUCCCUUAUUGUUCCAAAUGGAAGUUUAACUUUGUCUAGUGACUCGGUGGGAAUGUCUGAAUUUAGUCAUAGCAUUAUUACAACUCUGUCAAUAGAAUUGUCUCCUCUUUUUCCAAGUGAAAGUCUAGCAUUGUCUAGUGAGACAUUGGAAGUGUUUAGUCAAAGCAUAACUUCAACUGUACCUGCACAAUCAAUGGAUUUGUCUCCCCUUGUUCCAAGUGGAAGUUUAGCACUGUCAAGUGAAUCAUUGGAGUUGUCUGUAUUUAGCCAAAGUAUAACUCCAACUGUAUCUAGUCAAUCAAUGGACUUGUCUCCCCAUGUUCCAAGUGGAAGUUUAAUAUUUCCUAGUGAGACAAUGGAAUUGUCCGUAUUUAGUCAAAGUGUGACACCAACUGUAUCUACACAGUCAAUGGAAUUGUCUCCCCUUGUUCCAACUGAAAGUUUAGCAUUGUCAGUAUAUAGUGAAUCAUUGGGGCUGUCUGUAUUUAGUCAAAGCAUAACCUCAGUUAUAUCAACUCAAUCAAUGGAGUUGUCUCCCCUUAUUCCAUCGGAAAGUUUAGAAUUGUCAAUGUCCAGUGAAUCACUGAAGUUGUCUGUAUUUAGUCAAAAUGUAACACCAACUGUAUCUACUCAAACAAUAGAAUUGUCUCCCCUUGUUCCAAGUGAAAGUUUAACAUUGCCUAGUGAGACACCAGAAUUGUCUGUAUUUAGUCAAAGCAUAACUUCAAUUAUAUCUACUGAAUCAAUGGUAUUAUCUCCCCUUGUUUCAAGUGGAAGUUUAGCAUUGUCAAUGUCUAGUGAAUCAUUGGAGUUGUCUAUAUUUAGUCCAAGUGUGACACCAACUAUAUCUACACAGUCAAUGGAAUUGUCUCCCCUUGUUCCAACUGAAAGUUUAGCAUUGUCAGUAUAUAGUGAAUCAUUGGGGCUGUCUGUAUUUAGUCAAAGUAUAACCUCAGUUAUAUCAACUCAAUCAAUGGAGUUGUCUCCCCUUGUUCCAUCGGAAAGUUUAGAAUUGUCAAUGUCCAGUGAAUCACUGAAGUUGUCUGUAUUUAGUCAAAAUGUAACACCAACUGUAUCUACUCAAACAAUAGAAUUGUCUCCCCUUGUUCCAAGUGAAACUUUAACAUUGCCUAGUGAGACACCAGAAUUGUCUGUAUUUAGUCAAAGCAUAACUUCAAUUAUAUCUACUGAAUCAAUGGUAUUAUCUCCCCUUGUUUCAAGUGGAAGUUUAGCAUUGUCAAUGUCUAGUGAAUCAUUGGAGUUGUCUAUAUUUAGUCCAAGUGUGACACCAACUAUAUCUACACAGUCAAUGGAAUUGUCUCCCCUUGUUCCAACUGAAAGUUUAGCAUUGUCAGUAUAUAGUGAAUCAUUGGGGCUGUCUGUAUUUAGUCAAAGCAUAACCUCAGUUAUAUCAACUCAAUCAAUGGAGUUGUCUCCCCUUGUUCCAUCGGAAAGUUUAGAAUUGUCAAUGUCCAGUGAAUCACUGAAGUUGUCUGUAUUUAGUCAAAAUGUAACACCAACUGUAUCUACUCAAACAAUAGAAUUGUCUCCCCUUGUUCCAAGUGAAACUUUAACAUUGCCUAGUGAGACACCAGAAUUGUCUGUAUUUAGUCAAAGCAUAACUUCAAUUAUAUCUACUGAAUCAAUGGUAUUAUCUCCCCUUGUUUCAAGUGGAAGUUUAGCAUUGUCAAUGUCUAGUGAAUCAUUGGAGUUGUCUAUAUUUACUCCAAGUGUGACACCAACUGUAUCUGCACAGUCAAUGGAAUUGUCUCCCCUUGUUCCAAGUGAAAGUUUAGCAUUGUCAAUCUCUAGUGAGACAUUAGAAUUGUCAGUAUUUAGUCAAAACAUAACUCCAACUGUAUCUACACAAACAGUGGAGUUGUCUUCCUUUGUUCGAAGUGAAAGUAUAGAAUUGCCAAUGUCAAGUGAAUCAUUGGAAUUGUCUGUAUUUAGUCAAAGUAUAACUCCAACUGUAUCUACUCAGUCAAUGGAAUUGUCUCUCCUUGUUCCAACAACAACAUCCUUGUUAUCAGAUCUGUGGUUGGGAUCAUCCACAGUCUUGCCAAGUCCGUUGUCAGUAUUUAGUCAAAACAUAACUCCAACUGUAUCUACACAAACAGUGGAGUUGUCUUCCUUUGUUCGAAGUGAAAGUAUAGAAUUGCCAAUGUCAAGUGAAUCAUUGGAAUUGUCUGUAUUUAGUCAAAGUAUAACUCCAACUGUAUCUACUCAGUCAAUGGAAUUGUCUCUCCUUGUUCCAACAACAACAUCCUUGUUAUCAGAUCUGUGGUUGGGAUCAUCCACAGUCUUGCCAAGUCCGUUGUCAGUAUUUAGUCAAAACAUAACUCCAACUGUAUCUACACAAACAGUGGAGUUGUCUUCCUUUGUUCGAAGUGAAAGUAUAGAAUUGCCAAUGUCAAGUGAAUCAUUGGAAUUGUCUGUAUUUAGUCAAAGUAUAACUCCAACUGUAUCUACUCAGUCAAUGGAAUUGUCUCUCCUUGUUCCAACAACAACAUCCUUGUUAUCAGAUCUGUGGUUGGGAUCAUCCACAGUCUUGCCAAGUUCGUCUUGGGAAUCUUCCUCAUUUGUUCAAAGUACCACUGAAAUGGCUUCAAGCCAAUCGCUAGAGUUACCUCCCCUUGUGUCCAGUGUGACUCCAGUACUCACUACAGUGACAUUACUAGUUACAGAAGCUUCUCAGUCUCCAUCAUUGUCACCAUCUGUCAUAUUGUCGAGCUCCACAAUUGUAGGUACAACACCAUCUGCUGUGGUUGAUGUGAAUGUCACUUCAACACCAACCACCGUUCCUGAGUCGACUACUCCAACACUGAACACAAGUACAGCUCUCACAGAAUUCUGGGUUAUCACAGUUAUUAAAGUGAGACAGCAUGUUAACACCUCACUGGAAACAUUUCGUCAAGAACUGGAAUACAAGCUAUCACUGGUGUAUGAGGAGGCUUUCCGCCGACAGGAACAAAUAAACAAUGGCACGUACAACCCGCUGCGAAGACGAAAGCGCUAUGCUGUGUCGCCAUCAGGUGAUAUUAAAUUACAGGUUCUGAAUGUGAGCCGAGAAGCUGACAGUAACAACGUGCACCUGACGUACCUGAUGGAGAAGAGUGGGAGUCUAGUUCCGGCAGCCACUGCUGUGGAGAGAAUGAAGCUCAUCGACGACCAGGAGGCAGCUCUAGGACUUGGCUAUGUGGUUCUCACCAAGGCUGAACCGUAUGUGAAGCCUGCUGAUACAGGCCCAGUGGACCAGAAGCUGUGGAUCAUCGGGGCCGUCCUGGGAAGUAUUGCCUUUCUCCUCCUCAUCUGGCUCCUUGUCUGCAUCCUGUGUCGGUGUUGCUGUCAGAAAGGUCGGGGCAAGUCUGUCGAACCUCAUCUGGUGAAAAUAGUCCGCGAUGGAGAAGAGGAACAUUAUGGGGAGCCGACGUCACAUCCAGAGUGUGCCGAAGAGUCGAACAAAGAGUCGGGAUUUAUGAGAACAAGUCCCAAGAAAAUGGCAUACGAGGUCAACCCUGAACAUGGCCAACAGUCCAUGGCUGACCACGAUGAGGAUAAGAAAACACCUGAUGUUGUCAUGGAGACACCGAACAAUAAACGGAAUACUGGUCCUCCGAAUGAGUCUGGAUCAGAGACAGGCCAGCUGAUGUAUGUGUCUGAGGAUGCCCAGAAUUCAGACGGCAUAACUCCUGUGAAAAAACUCAGAAGAAAGAAACCAAGAAGAGCUAAUGGUGUCCAGUUACCUGUCCAAGAGCAACAACUGAUUUCACAUGAGGAGAUGGCCUUGACCUCUAAACCUCAUCCUGCUCCUAGACAUAACCCACCUCUGUCUCAAGCAGAUCUCUCUACAACUUACGAGGAGGAGGAGGAGCUACUCGAGAAGGCUGAGAUGGAGAGAAUCCAAAAUAAGCAGCGACUGCGAGAACAGAAGAAGAGAGAUCGCCACAAAUCCAGCCCCACUAAAGAGAAGUUCACUGCGAGUCAAGAUUCCCAGAGAGAGAUCGAUGAUGUUCUUGGUGCCCCAGAUCAUACAGGGAAUACUCCUGUACCAGAAGUGUUUGUUCAUAAAAAGAGAAAUACUAGAAGAAGGAAUAAGGCUACAGAAGGACAAUCAAACAACGGGUUUGAAGAAGACACGGGUGAAUCACCUCAGUCUACUGAGUCUCUGGAAGAGGCCCGUCAGAAGAUGCACCGUCUCCUUGACGACGCGUUCUCUCUCCUCUCCUCCAGCCGCUCCAGCAUCAGAAACAAGGUAACUCCAGCAUCCAGUCCAAGGGAGACACCUCACAAGAAGAAGGGGAAACGAUCCAAAGAUGUUGAGAUGGAGGAAGGACUACAAACAACUAGCCCAGUUCCUGCUGCUGAACCACACAUUGAAGAAAAGAGGCAUACUCCGAUAUUUCUGAACCCCACCUAUUCUACCAGUCAUUCAUCUCAACCAAUCUUGGAAGCAUGGAGUCCAUACAGGGCUUCUGAUGAAGUGGCACUAAUAUCAUUACCAUCAAAACAGACUGAUUUAAAGACAACUCCUACACAGGAGCCCAUAGCCACUACCACAUUCAACGAGUCAUAUCCCACAAGUCUCCGUGACAACUACUACACUACCGAACCUGCUAAGCCUAUUUUUAUCAGGACAGCGGACCUGGAGUCCGGCCCAGAUGUCAAAUCACCACCACAUUCCAAGCACACGCAGUACAGUGGCCUAGGAUCUUCUGGCAAAUCAUCCAUUCUGAAAUCACCAGGACUACCUAAUGGUGAUGUGACAGUCUAUCCUGGGAUGCAGCAGUUUGAAGACAUUCCACUGAACUCGCUAUCUGCACGGAGUACACACAGAGAUGAUGAUGGCCAUGAAAAGCUGGCAUCAUCUAAUGGUGGUGUUGUGGAACCUCACCGGCCACCGGCCAAGGACUGGGGCAGGGAUGAUGAAAUUGAUGUCGUUACGCAGAGCCUGAAGCCAGGGGUUGCCCCAACUCCUCUCAUUCGGUCUCUUCGCGAAGAGCUGGAACAUCUGUCAGGAAAACUUCAUGUGUAUGAUUCCAAUGUGAAUGUAUGACAAAGCUCAACUUGACAACCAUGAAAUUUUUUGAAAAUAUCACAUAUAUGUGACCAUGUCUGCAAGAAAAGAUACGAAUGAGUGAAAAUUAUUGAAUAUGUUUGGACAAUUAUUGAGAGUAUAAUGUCCAUAUAUUUCUCUUUCACAGAUGUGGUCAUAUCAGUGUGAAAAUCUCAGGGCAAUGCCAAGCCUAGCAGGGCAGUCAAAAAUGAACCAGGGCACAGUAAUAUUGGGUCUAAUAAGGUAAACUAAAAAACCAAAUUCCAGUUAAAACCUAGAGUCUGACUACAGUGAAGAUGGCAUAACAUUCACUGUCUGUCUUUUUGUCUUGAAGAUGUGUAAGUGUUCAUGGAGUGGGGUUUGUGGAGUUACAGCUCAUCAUCUAACAUCCUAGAUUAUGAAUCUAUAUAUUUAGUGUUUACAAAAUAAAUUGGAAAGGUUGCGUUGCGUAAGUUUUUAACAUGCUCAUAUACCACAGAGGUUUCGAGCAUGUCUGCCCCGGAGUUUGAUCUCCGAAAAGCCAGGGACCCAACCCGGGGAAGAUAUUGGAAAGGUAACUGCUUCAAACGACAAUGCUGCAUCUAACAACCAUGAUGAAGAGGAAAUACCAAGUGCUGAAUUGGAUGCAUCUGGGUUUUUGUCCUUGUUAAUAUUUAAUUAUAUUAUUGUAUGUACGGCCAUAAGCCCAUAAAUAAUAUAUUGAUAUUUGGGACCAGUUGUUCAAACGAUUAGUCAGCUGUUUUGGAAACACAAAAUAGAAGCAUUUAUUAUGAUACAUAUGGUUAAAAAUAUAGAUUAUCACACUACAACCUUCCAUAAUAAAGGUAAAACAAACGGUCAGUGUAAAUAGGGGUAAAUAGUUGUAAACAUUCUUAAAGGUAUACAGCAUUGUAGGGUAUUUUGGGUUAAAACAUGGUUUAUUAUAAAGGUAUACACCCUCUUACAGCAUUGUAAGGUAUUUCUGGCUAAAACAUGGUUUAUUACUGUAAAUAUUAAUUUCUUAACAUCUGAACUUUAUUUUUGAAUGCAUAAUCGCAUACAGAUUCAUCGACCAUUCCCCAGGUCAAAAUUUUUAAACAUACAGAAACAAGUAAAUAAUUGUGGUCAUGAUCAUUAAUUACAAAAAGACUAUUAUCUAAAUCUUUUACAGGCCAAAUGGACACAUCAGCAUCAGGGGCUGCAUUUACAAAGCCUGUUUAUGUCUUACAUGUGUGUAGUUUUACAAUGCUUAAACACCUGCGUUUAAACAAAAAAACUGACUUAGUAAAUUUGGCCUCAGAUGUUUGUUUUAAGUUCCUUUAACAUUAGGACAAUGAAGAACUCUAAAGAAGUACAGAAAUGAAUAUUCUAAGUAAUAAACUAAAUUUCAACCAGAGGUUUUGUAGUGUAUAGUUAGAGAAAUACUAGAAGCAAGCACCAAAUAUUCUACAAAGUGCCCAGACUGUGGCAUUAGUACAACUGCAGUGUUUGACAAAUGUUUCAGAAAGUCACUAGCCCUCGCAGAAGCCUUGGCUCGUGUCCUAUGUAUUAUAGUAAUUUGGUUGAGAAUUUUUACUAGCCCAGACCAACAAUUCACUAGCCGGGACCAAGGGCUAGUGGAUUUGUUGAACCCUGCAAGUGAUAGAGAAUAACAGGUGUCUGUCAUGAACAGGCAUCAAAGACAAACAACUAUUGUUGCUGGAAAGACCAGGACUGUACAGAGAUGUGGAUGUUAGAUGAAGUUGUUAGAAUAAUGCCAUCACUGCAGGAGGAAAAUAUGAACCUCAGAUGACCAACAUUGUUUGGAGACGAAAGUACUGAAUUGGAUCUAGUAGAUCCGUAAUUUGCUCACUAUUCUUUAUAAAAUGUAAUAUAAUUUUAUUAUUUUAAGAAUACAAUGACCAAAAAGAGGUGUCAAAAUUAUUAUAUUCGAUGUAUUUUUAGUCUGUGCCCAAUGACAGAAUGAUAGUUUUAGCCUUGUGGUGUAUUUUUAUGAAUAGGCCUACCUUGAUCAUCACCAUCAUCAUCAUCAUCAUCAUUUCCUUAGUUUUAAAUAUUUACAUACUUAUAUAUUUACAUACUUAUAUAUACAUGUAUAUAUAUAUAUGCAGACAAGCAUCUCAUUUACUAGAAGUAACAAUAUCUCUUACUAAGAAUAGCCCAUGAAUUGGCGAAAGCGGGUUUCCUCUCAAAAUCUGUGUGGUCCUUAACCAUAUGUCUGACGCCAUAUAACCGUCAAUAAAAUGUGUUGAGUGCGUUGUUAAAUAAAACAUUUCUUUCUUUCUCUUACUUUCUAGCUCUUUAUAUAAUCUUCAAAAAAAAGUAGAGGAACUCUAAUAAGAAUUUACAAUUGCCAGAAUUGUAAGGUAUAUUAGCUGUGGGGAAUGGUUAUAUGAUAAUAGUGAAUUAAUUGGGCAAACAUUACAACCAAUA
This is a messenger RNA of Gigantopelta aegis, 11775 nucleotides long. RefSeq names its product mucin-17-like. Lineage: Eukaryota; Metazoa; Mollusca; Gastropoda; Neomphalida; Peltospiridae. The transcript is spliced from 15 exons. The coding region runs from base 121 to 9363 and encodes 3080 amino acids. The record is from RefSeq and is a predicted model, not a curated record.